GUUAAAAAACUGCGCAUUGCCCCAUUACAAAUAUAAUGAAGCUUUUAAAUCUUAAGGUUAAAGAUGAUAGUGAGUCUUAUCAAGGCCGGGUUACAAGUAUCUGCAAACAGAAAGUACUGUAUUGAGAGGGAUUUCCUUUCCAUUAUAAGAUUGUUAUCUGAAGCACUGAACUUGUGAUGUGUGUGAUUAUUUGAAGAAAGAUCAAUGGCUAACAGAGAAAGUGAUACACUUAUUAACACUGGGCAUGAUGUAACUCAUGCACGUUGUUUUCGUGUUAACGUCCUAGUACAACAAAUUAACGAACUGAAAAGACAUCUUAUGCUAUAGCGUCCAGAUUUGUUUAGAUUGAAACCAAAAGCAUUAAUCGUUCUGAACGACAGUCUCCCAAGCCAGAUGCACAGAAAAACCAGGACGAGCCGAGGAGAACACCUGCAUACGAAAAAGCUAUGACUGUUAGAGAGAGUCUAGAGGGAUUGUGGAAAUUCAAGCUUUUGUUAAGACUGCUGAUUUUCAUCCCAAUCAAACAUUGCAAAGGGUCCUUGUGGAUAAGCUUACCCCACUUGUUUUGGAUGAUCCUAAAUUGUGUAAAGCUAGCAUUAAUUACCAAACUUGCAUUUAGUGUUGGUGCGUGUCGUUCGAAGCUUAGCUCAGACAUCAUACACGGUCACCUGACUUUGCGUCACGCGCUUCUCCAGGGAUGGGAAGCAUCAUAUGAAACGCCACCUUACCCGGCAUCAAUAGGAACAUUCGCCUUAUACAGCAUUGAUGACUUCAAGAAACGAAUAAAUUUUUCUGUUGCACAGUACUACAACAUUCAUACAGACAUAACAGGGAUCUUUCAACGCCUGAGCCAUGACACGUUGUCACUUGAAUUGAACUACUUUCAAAUAAAUGAUAACAACGAGAUUGUUGCAAAAAACAUAAUGUACGCUCCUGGACCUGGCUUGACCAACAAAACAGAGAAUGGUGUUAUCAAGUAUAGUUACAACGUUACGGAGGAUCUCCGAUACUUGAAUCUGGAUGAUGUCUUUCGCAGGGUUCUUAAUGUGAAUAUAAGGAGUUCUCUUCACUCUUUUCGUGUCAGUUUCAACGAGAAAAGGGUUACAUGCUUUGCCAUAGCUAUCAAUGUAAGUUUUGAAGACAAUGAUCAUAACGGGCAAGUUUGUAUUGAUAUGCAGACUAAUACAAUACCAAUUAACUGUGGCAAGAUGAAUUUAACAGUUCCAGAGAACGAACAUCUUUGUCCAAAGUUAAAACAGACGUUGCUCAAUACAUGCUUGGUAUUCACUUUCGCAACCGUAGCCGUUGACAGUAUAUAUUUUGUGAUUUCAUUGGCAGUGUUAGUUUUUCUACGCGCCUUUUGGGCACAGAGGAACGGUUUUGAACUUACCAAACUAUCAUAUUUGUUCAAGUUUUGGCUGAUAUUUUGCGUGACAGGGGAUGUUUUCAUUUUAAUUGGUACCUUGGAUCUGAAAUAUGCAAUGAAUGACCAUAGAGAAACAGUUGCAUUACCAUCAUACGAUGAACUAGCGUUUCAUAUUGGAAUGGGGUGUUUACUCGGUUGGAUUAGCAUAUUGCGCUUCUUGAAAAUAAAUAUAAAGUUUUCUCUACUGUUCCACACCUUAUAUUAUUCGUUUUGGAACGUGUUUGCCUUCAUUGUUUGUGCAGGGGUUCUUUUUGUCGGAUUCUUUGCCUGUGCAUACGUCUCACUCGGCGUAUAUCAUGUUAAGUUUGCUAGCCAGGAAAGUUCAGCCGAAACCUUGUUUUCACUGAUAAACGGCGAUGAUGUCUACAACACAUUUGCUAGUUUAGACGACAGACUUGCAGGUGAUCAGAAGACGGUUAAACUUCACAGAAACAUCAUUGUAUACAGCUUUGUUAUUCUGUUUACAAUCAUCAUGCUGAAUUUGAUCAUUGCGUUGUUCAACAGUGCGUAUGAAAAUGUCAUGCAGAAAGAAAAGAAUGAAGAUGACAUUGAUGCGUUCCUCAGUUUGACUGUAUUGAAUGCUGCUACAAAAGUCCCACUUUUUGCUUACCUUAACUAUGACGCUAUCAAGAGUACGCACACAUCUUCUUUGGGUUGCGUUUGCUGUUGUAACUUGCAGAGUAAAUGUUUAGCCAAACUACUCUUAGGUGGCGAAAUGAGACAUUUGAGAUGGUAUAUAAAAGACUGUUUGUUUCUACGAAUAUGGAUUGAAGAAAAACAAGAAGAACCAGAAUAAUUAAUGGAAGGGGACCUUUUAAAAACACAUCGAAUAGAAAGGAGAUGGUGACGUUCAACGUAACUAAUAUACGACUUUAAAUAUAAUAAGUAUAAAAGAGUAAGACUUUAUGGCAUAAGAUUAAUACAAAGUGAUUGUACUUGAUGAUUUCUCUUCUCGGUGAAUUUCUUCAUCAUUUUAUAUUGGUUUUGAUGUGCUCUUAGAGUGUUUUUGAAAGCAAGUAUGUUAGUGUGUGUUUAUUGUGUGUGGUCUGUGUGAUGACUUAUGAAUGCAUUUUGUUAAUCUGAUAAAAUGGAGGCAGUA
Mya arenaria is the source of this 2525-nucleotide messenger RNA. Its product is annotated as mucolipin-3-like. The transcript is spliced from 15 exons. Gene Ontology annotation, cellular component: plasma membrane; lysosomal membrane. NCBI's taxonomy places the organism in Eukaryota, Metazoa, Mollusca, Bivalvia, Myida, Myidae. Gene Ontology annotation, molecular function: NAADP-sensitive calcium-release channel activity. The record is from RefSeq and is a predicted model, not a curated record. The coding region runs from base 447 to 2222 and encodes 591 amino acids.